Molecule: messenger RNA, 1127 nt
Organism: Annulohypoxylon maeteangense
Lineage: Eukaryota; Fungi; Ascomycota; Sordariomycetes; Xylariales; Hypoxylaceae
Exons: 1
Coding region: 322-1041 (239 amino acids)
Source: RefSeq, a predicted model, not a curated record
CACCGAGCUUGGCUCGAACCAAUGCUUGGUACUUUGCAUUCUCAGGUGGAUCGUGCUCCUUCUCAUUUCGAGACUCAACGUCACAUCUAAUGAUUCUCCGCAUUGGAGAUAUCAAACUAUUAUCUAGAAUCUACUAGGAAGAUACCGACAACUUGCGAUGUAUAAAGGGUGGCAGCGACAACAACUUCAAGAUGAUUGUUCACCAUCCACACCGGACCCAACAAUCUUCUACCCAAGGCCACAGCUCCGUCACUCGUUUCCACAGAGCUUUCAUUCAUUAGGCCAGAAUCUUAUUUCGACGCCCAAGUCUUAAUAUUCAAUAUGCAAUUCCGCGAUCUUAUCAGUUUUCUCGCCGUCGUCGGCGCCGCAUCCGCCGCGCCGCGACCCCAGCCGUUGAGCUUUGAUGACGUCGUCAUUCUCGCCGAGGAUGGUUCCUACUCCAUCGUCAAAGAGGCAGAAUACGCUGACAUCGUGGCCCGCAACAACCUCCAGCCUGCUUCCCCAAUGGAGAUAGAGGCCCGCACAGCCGCUUAUGCCUCCAAGAGCCGCCGCGCCUGCGGCAACUCCAACGAGGUCCAGGUCACCUCCGACACGAAGUUCCUGAACUGGGACGUCGCCAUGUCCCCGGUCGUUAGCGCACAGGGCGGGUCCGCCUCCGUCACGCUCUCUUCGGGCUACAUGCUCGCCAACUCGGUCUCUAUCACGGCGACCGAGGGCGUCAUAGUCGAGGCCGUUCUUACGGCCACGCUGUCCGUGUCCUACACCCAGACCUGGACCUCCACAGAAACCCAGGCCUUCGCAUACACAGUCCCCGAGGGCCAAUUCGGCGUCGUCGUGAGCCAGCCGUUAGUCCGCCGCGUCCAGGGCAACUACAUCAGCGGCUGUGUCGACGCCCCGGACAAGAAGGUGCCCUUUACUAGCGAUACAUACACGAACCAGGUGUACGGUGGAGGCUUGAACUGGGUCCAGGGUGUCAUCAGGCUUUGCAACAGCACGACUUACCCUGUCCCGUUCUGCAUUGGAGAGGGCAGCCACACUUAAAUGUAGUAGUUGGUAGUCGAUAUGGAGGAUAUGAGUGUAUGGAUAUGGGCAUGGGUAUGGAUAUGGGAGGGUUUCCGUGUGAAGGA